GAUCGGUGUUUCCCUCAUUCUUCUUCCCGCUUCCAUAAUGGCUGUUAUUUUUGCAGUGAGCUCUGUAGAAAGAAGGAUCGCGUUCAGUUUUCUGAGGCGCAUGACAGUGGCCACGGACUUCAGGAGAGGGGCAAUGGAUAAUGCUGCUGCUUCUGUCACUGUCCAGGACAACCACAGGAAGCUCAAGACUGUGGAUGACCUCCCAGAGAUCAAAACCUUUAGGAUGCUCUACACACUGAUCUUUAAAGGAUAUCUGAACCGCAUGCAUGAGCUGCAGUUAUAUGAAAACCGGGUUUAUGGACCUUUGUACAAAGUGAAUGCUGGAAACUUCCAAGCAAUUUCAAUAAACAGUGUGGACUUACUGGAGGAACUCCUUAGAAAAGAUGAGAAGUUUCCUUGCAGAGGAGACAUGACUUUGUGGACCGAGUACCGUGACCUGAAAGGCAUCGGCUACGGCCCUUUCACAGAAGAAAGAGAGAAAUGGUACAAACUGCGGACAGUGCUGAACAAACGCAUGCUGCAUCCAAAGGACUCCGUGCAGUAUGGAGAUGUGGUCAAUGCAGUGGUCACAGACUUCAUCAAACGGAUUUACUAUCUGCGGCAGAUGAGCCCCACCGGUGAUCUGGUCUCUAACAUGACCAAUGAGCUUUAUCGCUUUUCCCUUGAAGGGAUCUCUUCCAUUCUGUUUGAGACACGCAUUGGCUGCCUGGAGAACGAAAUUCCUGCAGAGACACAAGAUUUCAUUAAUUCUAUUGCACAAAUGUUCACCUACAGCAUGCCUGUGGUGGUGCUGCCAAACUGGACUCGCAAUUACUUGCCAUUUUGGCAGUGGUACAUUAAUGGCUGGGAGGGCAUAUUCAAAUUUGCCAGGAAAAUGAUUGACAUGAAGAUGGAGGCCAUUCAGAAACGUGUGGAUGCAAAUCAGGAGAUUGCUGGGGAGUAUCUCACCUACCUGCUUUCCAAUGUCAAGAUGAGCAGUAAAGAUGUUUAUGGAAGUAUUUCUGAGCUGCUGUUGGCUGGAGUGGACACAACCUCCAACACUAUGUUGUGGGCACUGUAUCUCCUCUCAAGAGAUCCAGAAGCUCAAGAGGCUCUGUAUCAGGAUGUAACCAGAGUCUUAAAGGAUGACAGAAUCCCAACUGCACAGGAAGUGAACAGCAUGCCUUACCUCAAAGCUGUCAUCAAGGAAGCAUUAAGGAUGUACCCUGUGGUGCCCAUGAAUUCUCGUCUUAUUGCAGAAAAUGAAGUUGUCAUUGGUGGGCACUUUUUCCCUAAAAAGACAACAUUCACUCUGUGCCACUAUGCUAUCAGCCAUGAUGAGAAAGUCUUCCCAGAGCCACGAAAGUUCAAACCUGACCGCUGGCUCCGAGAUGGCAGAACAAGACCCAACCCAUUUGGGUCAAUCCCAUUUGGCUUUGGAGUAAGAGGCUGUGUUGGCCGACGCAUUGCUGAACUGGAGUUGCAUCUGGCAUUGGCAAGGCUAAUCAAGUUGUUUGAAAUCAGACUGGACCCCACUGUAGGUGAGGUUCAGUCCCUCAAUCGGACAGUGCUUGUGCCAGACAGACAGGUUAACCUCCACUUUGUGGAGAGACAGAAGACAUAAAGAAUACCAAUGUUUCAGCAAGAUAUAAGCUGCCUGUGUAUAUGAAAUUAUCAGCUAGUGUGAAUCAUGUGAAUAUGUCAACUUCUUUACCUCUGUCUGGAUGUAAUUCUAUUGUAUUUUGGGAUAUGCAGUAUAAAGGACCCUGUAUAACACUGAAAAAUACUUUUCCCUAUCAUAUUUUGUAUAACUCUUGGCAUUAAAUUGUUGUUGUGGACUGUAUUUCAUUCUGUUGACAUAUAUUAAUGUAUUAUAUGAACUUAAAAAUAAAUUAAACCUUUUAAUGAAUCCAAAA
Molecule: messenger RNA, 1895 nt
Organism: Carassius gibelio (silver crucian carp)
Lineage: Eukaryota; Metazoa; Chordata; Actinopteri; Cypriniformes; Cyprinidae
Product: sterol 26-hydroxylase, mitochondrial-like
Exons: 9
Coding region: 38-1603 (521 amino acids)
Biological process (GO): glucocorticoid biosynthetic process; cortisol metabolic process; cholesterol metabolic process
Cellular component (GO): mitochondrial inner membrane
Molecular function (GO): monooxygenase activity; oxidoreductase activity, acting on paired donors, with incorporation or reduction of molecular oxygen; iron ion binding
Source: RefSeq, a predicted model, not a curated record